UCACAGCGUUCUCUCGCGAUGAAUCAUUCACAUGGACAUAAUGUGUUACUAAUCUAUGUGGUAUACAUCGUACUUGGAAAUUGUAUAUAUGUAAGGGCGAGAUGACACAUAUAUACCCCGCGCGGUCCGAAUUUUGUACGUAGAAUAUCGUGAUUCUUGAGCGAGCCGGCACCCGGACAUGAUUCGCAUGUGCUGAUUUAUAAGGACGAGUUGAUCCAUAACUUCCAAUGACACGAUUAAAAUUUAACAGUUCACCAUGUCUCCCAAUACCUUCAAGCAGAUCGUCCUUCGCGAACGCCCCGUCGCAGACAUUCUCCCAGAUACGUUCGAGUCCAAGACGAAGGCGUUCGAUGAACUCCAUGUCGGCAAGAGUCAAGCUCUAGUCCAAGUCACGUACAUUUCACUGGACCCUGCCAUGCGUGGGUGGCUCAGAGACGUGCGAAGUUACGUCCCUCCAGUGAAAAUUGGGGAGGUGAUGCGUUCGGGCGGGCUCGGUGUCGUAGUGAGCGUGGGCGAGGGGAGCAAGUUUCAGAAGGGAGACCUGGUCCAAGGAAGGUUUGGAUGGACAGAGUAUGCAGUUGCGGAUGACGAGUCAAUGGAGAAGAUCUCGCCACCUCCGGGAACGACGUCCUUGGACUUUUUGAACACUCUGGGCAUGACAGGCAUGACUGCAUACUUUGGCCUUUACGACGUCGGCCAGCUGAAAGCCGGUGAAACACUAGUCGUAUCGGGUGCUGCUGGUGCAGUCGGUGCCCUCGUCUGCCAGCUCGGAAAGCAGGCCGGCGCGCGUGUGAUUGGCAUCGCAGGUACAUCAGACAAAUGUGCCUGGCUUGAGAGCGACUUGGGCGUAGAUAAAGCGCUCAACUACAAGAGCCCUACUUUCCGUGAGGAUUUUGCGAAGGUUGUUGGGUAUUUGGACGUGUACUUUGACAACGUUGGAGGCGACAUACUUGAAUUGGCACUCUCGAGGCUGAAUCAAAAUGCGAGGAUUGUUUUGUGUGGGGGUAUAUCCGCUUACAACGAUCCACAACCCAAAGGUCUUAAGGGGUAUAUGACGCUCAUAUCACAACGUGCCAAGAUGCAAGGCUUCAUCGUUUUCGAUUAUGCCGACCAGUAUCCGGUGGCUGUCAAGAAGAUAGCAGCUGGACUUGCUGAUGGAUCGAUAAAAAGCAAGUUUCACAUCGUCGAAGGUCUCCAGAAUGCUCCGAGUGCGCUGCCUAUGCUCUUCUCUGGGGCGAAUGUAGGAAAAUUAGUUGUUAAAGUUUCAGAUGAGCCCUCUAUGAGUUCGAAGCUGUAAAUUUUUCGGGAUUCCUUUACAUCCACACUGGUACACAGGCGAACUGAGCCAUUCAGAAUCGGCUAACUUUAUUAGUAUUUG
Molecule: messenger RNA, 1378 nt
Organism: Suillus plorans
Lineage: Eukaryota; Fungi; Basidiomycota; Agaricomycetes; Boletales; Suillaceae
Exons: 9
Coding region: 257-1297 (346 amino acids)
Molecular function (GO): oxidoreductase activity, acting on the CH-CH group of donors, NAD or NADP as acceptor
Source: RefSeq, a predicted model, not a curated record